GUCUGGGAUCAUUGUCCCAUCUAUCCCAUUUACAAAGUGGCUGGCACGCACACGGUCUCAGUGCUCCAGCGUGCCAAUGGGGAUCAUCUCUGUUUUAUUUAUAUUGAAGCGUGCACCAGAGGCAAUGCACCAUUCGUCUAUGACAUCCAGGAGGGCGCCAAAAUUGUCUUGCUCAUCCAGGUAUACAACUGUAUCGUCAGCAAACAGUGUUGCAAUCAGUCUUUCAGUUUUCCCUCGAAUCUUGAUACCUUUCAGAUUUGAUUGGCGUAGCGACUCCGCCAGUGGUUCUAUUGCCAGGUUGAAGAGGAGGCAGGACAGUGGGUCCCCUUGCCAUACGCCUCUUGUCACUUUGAAGGGCUGACUGCUC
Mycena citricolor is the source of this 367-nucleotide messenger RNA. Lineage: Eukaryota; Fungi; Basidiomycota; Agaricomycetes; Agaricales; Mycenaceae. The record is from the annotation of a GenBank genome assembly.